Molecule: messenger RNA, 2736 nt
Organism: Mirounga angustirostris (Northern elephant seal)
Lineage: Eukaryota; Metazoa; Chordata; Mammalia; Carnivora; Phocidae
Gene: IL5RA
Product: interleukin 5 receptor subunit alpha
Exons: 11
Coding region: 168-1427 (419 amino acids)
Biological process (GO): cytokine-mediated signaling pathway
Cellular component (GO): external side of plasma membrane; membrane
Molecular function (GO): cytokine receptor activity; protein binding
Source: RefSeq, a predicted model, not a curated record
GCCUCUAUUCUAUACAGGGCCAGGCACGUUUAACAUCUGCCCUGUGCCUGACACUGUGCUAGGUGCUGGGGCUGCAGCCAAACGCACGGACAGGAUGGAUCUGGUCCUGGCCCUCUGAUACUGAGCACGGUCGUUGGAAACAAGAGGAUCACCAGAGGAAGGAUGUGAUGAUCAUGGCACCUGCAUUACUGAUUCUGUUGUGGGCUAUGGUGAUACCGAGAGCAGACUUACUUCCUGAUAAAAAAUCUUUACUUCUCCCACCUGUCAACUUCACCAUCAAAGUUACUGGUCUAGCCCAAGUUCUUUUACGCUGGGAACCAAAUCCUGAUCAAGAGCCAAAGGAUGUCGAGCUAGGGUAUCACGUGAGAAUAAACGCUCCACAAGAAGAUGAUUAUGAAACCAGAAACACUGAAAGCAAAUGCGUCACCGUUCUUCAUCAAGGCUUUUCAGCAAGUGUGCAGACCAUCCCAUGGAAUGGCCACUCCCUGCUGGCAAGCAACUGGGUUUCUGCUGAGCUUAAAGCCCCACCGGGGUCUCCUGGAACCUCAGUUGUGAAUUUAACGUGUACUACGAACACCACAUUAAAUAACUAUAAUCCCUUAAGGCCAUACCAAGUUUCUCUUUACUGUACCUGGCUCGUUGGCAAGGAUGCCCCUGAGGAUACGCAGUAUUUCCUCUACUACAGGUAUGGCUCCUCGACCGAAGAAUGCCAGGAGUAUAGGAAAGACACGCUGAAGAGAAAUAUUGCAUGCUGGUUUCCGAGGACUUUUAUCAGUGGCAGAGGGAGUGACUCCCUGGCAGUGCAUACUAACGGCUCAAGCAAGCAUGCUACAAUCAAGCCUUUUGAUCAGCUGUUUGCUCUGCAUGCAACUGAUCGAGUUAAUCCUCCAGUGAAUGUCACAGCAGAGAUUGAAGGAACCCGUCUUUCUAUUCAGUGGGAGAAACCCAUUUCUGCUUUUCCAAAUCAUUGCUUUGAAUAUGAAGUGAAGAUUUACAACACAAGGAAAAAUUAUUUUCAGACAGAAAAAAUGACGACGAAUACAUUCAUCUCGAUAAUUGAUGAUAUUUCUAAGUAUUCCGUUCAAGUGAGAGCAGCAGUGAGUUCUGUGUGCAGACAGAUGGGGUUUUGGAGUGAGUGGAGCCAACCUGUAUAUGUGGGAAAUGAUGAUCAGAAGCCCUCCACAGAAUGGUUUCUCAUCGUGCUUAUGGCAACCAUCUGCUUCAUUGUGUUAAUUUUCACCCUCAUCUGUAAAAUAGGUCACUUAUGGACCAGGCUGUUUCCACCGGUUCCGGCACCAAAAAAUAGUAUUAAAGAUUUCUUUCUAAUAGUCAGCCCUGAGAGAACUGUUUCCAGUGAAACAGAAAUUGAAGUCAUAAGUUAUGUGGAAGAGCCUGGACUUGAGACCCUGGAAGAUUCCGUGUUUUGACUGGCACUGUAACAGUCUCAAAAAUGAACUCACACUCACAUGCCUCAGUGAUAAGAAGAACGGGAACUGUUGUUUCUUGGCUAACAAGAGUUCCGAUUUUACUGAACACUCAGUUUAGCUGCAAGGCAAUACAGCCAGACAAAUUUCUUAAAAGCGUGGAUGGCUCUUCAAAAACUCCUUGCUCACUCAGGGCGAUUGAUCAAUCUGACCAUUCUGCCAUGUCUUUUCUUCCCACUCUGCAGGGUACCAACUCCUCACCCGCGAAUCUUUGUGAUUUACAUUACUUGCCUGAAACUUUGUGCAAGAGACGGUUUUUAAGGCUGAUGUCAACUGGCAGAGCCCGUUUUAUAGCUGAAGCUGCCAAUGGUAAUACUCAGCUGAAAUAUCAGCAAGAAAGCAUUUUGCACCAGCGUGGAGUUCAUUAUGAACUUAGAUUUGAGGCUCUUUCCUAGAACAAGUGGGAGCCAUGGUGCUUUUUUUUCCCCCCUGAGUUCUAGAAUACCUUUUCUUUCAAGUAGUGUCUGGGGGGUGGGCGGGCUAUGAUUUAGGAAGGGCGACUUGAGGCAAACACAUUACAAAUGUGAAGAGCUAAUACAUCACUCCAUACCAAAGCAGAGAAUAGGGUUUUAUAUUUGGGAUUAUAUUCUUGAAGGCAGCCUUGAUAUUUGGGAAUAUACGGAGAAAGGCAUUAGGUAGAAUUGGGUUGGGAAGGGGAUUGCUCAAUCAAGAAUGACCUUUCCGGAGAGAUGUUGGCUUGCACAUAUUUUGGAGCAACUUGUCAGGUGCUGGUCAAGUAGCUCUGGGUCAAUCCUACAAGCAUCCCAUCAAACAUCCCAAUCUAGACAUCCUCUCGACAUCCUCCUAUAUGAGUCUGCAUCUAGAUUGGAGGCCUUCUUGAUGGGCGAUGGGCUAUAGGUAGAACCAAGUACAUACAGGUGCGUCUGGGGGAGAGAGGAGGUAGGAGGAACAGAACUCGGAAGGACCCCAACAGUGCUGAUGGUACCUGGGCCUGGAGUAGGAAGCUUAGGACAGGGAAAGGAGGUCACAGUGUUCCAAACCCCCUGUAUGGCAGCACACAGUUUCCAAGUAUUAUGGACUGAAUGUUUGUGCCCAUCCCCCUCCAAUUCAUGUUGAAACUCCAUACCCCAAUGUGAUGGUAUUAGGAGGUGGGGGUCUUUGAGUGGUGAUUAGAUCAUUGAGGGUGGAGCCCUCAUGAAGGGAAUUAGUGCUCUUUAAAAGGGACCCUAAGGGGUUUUCUUUCCUCUAUGUAAAGAUAGGAGAAGUUGGCAUUCUGCAACGAGUACAAGGG